UAAUUUUCAAACCACAACUAAUAACUCACUCUUUCCUCUCUCAAACCAAAAUGGCUUCAAAGCUUUGUUUCUUAAUACUAUUUCUCAUUCUCUUACCAUUAUUUGCUUCCUCAGAAACUGUUCCAAAUCCCACCACUUCUGUCUCACCGGGAACUGCAUGUAAAUCCACCCCAGACCCAUCCUAUUGCAAAUCCGUUCUCCCUCCCCAAAACGGUAACGUUUACGACUAUGGUCGAUUCUCUGUCAAAAAAUCACUCUCACAAGCCCGCAAGUUCUUAAACCUAGUUGAUAAAUACCUCCAACGUGGUUCUUCUCUUUCCGCCACCGCAAUCCGUGCACUUCAAGAUUGUCGCACUCUCGGAGAACUCAACUUCGAUUUUCUUUCUAGUUCCUUCCAAACAGUGAACAAGACAACGAGGUUUCUUCCUAGUUUUCAAGCUGAUGAUAUCCAAACCUUACUCAGCGCCAUCUUAACCAACCAGCAAACAUGCUUGGACGGUCUCAAAGACACAGCUUCAGCUUGGAGCGUGAGAAACGGUCUCAGUGUUCCACUCUCCAACGACACCAAAUUAUACAGUGUCUCUCUCGCUCUCUUCAUCAAGGGUUGGGUUCCCAGAACCAAAGCCAAAGCAAUGCACCCUACCAAGAAACAACUUGGAUUCAAAAACGGGCGUUUGCCGCUUAAGAUGUCAAGCAGAACCCGCGCGAUCUACGAGUCCGUGAGUAGGAGGAAGCUCCUUCAGGCCAAGGUGGGCGACGAGGUUGUGGUGAGGGAUAUUGUGACAGUGAGCCAAGAUGGAAGUGGGAACUUCACCACUAUCAAUGAUGCCAUUGCCGCGGCUCCUAACAAAUCUGUCUCCACAGAUGGCUACUUCCUCAUCUAUGUAACUGCCGGUGUGUAUGAGGAAAAUGUGUCCAUUGAUAAGAAGAAGACGUAUUUGAUGAUGGUCGGGGAUGGUAUCAACAAGACAAUUAUCACAGGCAAUCGUAGUGUCGUUGAUGGCUGGACAACCUUCAGCUCCGCAACACUUGCUGUGGUAGGGCAAGGAUUCGUGGGUGUGAACAUGACCAUCCGCAACACCGCCGGGGCAGUGAAGCACCAAGCAGUUGCACUUCGAAGCGGAGCAGAUUUGUCCACGUUUUACAGUUGCAGCUUUGAGGGAUACCAAGACACACUAUACGUACAUUCCUUGAGACAAUUCUACAGCGAAUGCGACAUCUUCGGCACGGUGGAUUUCAUCUUCGGAAACGCCAAGGUUGUCUUCCAAAAUUGCAACAUGUACCCUCGUCUCCCCAUGAGUGGUCAAUUCAACGCUAUCACCGCACAGGGAAGAACAGACCCGAAUCAAGACACAGGUAUCUCAAUCCAUAAUAGUACCAUAAGAGCAGCUGAUGAUUUGGCUUCUAGCAACGGUGUUGCAACGUAUCUGGGAAGGCCAUGGAAGGAGUAUUCUAGAACGGUUUAUAUGCAAACUUUCAUGGACAGUGUGAUCCACGCUAAGGGGUGGCGUGAAUGGGACGGUGAUUUUGCAUUAAGCACUUUGUAUUACGCAGAAUACAGCAACAGUGGGCCAGGGUCUGGAACCGAUAAUAGAGUGACGUGGCCUGGUUAUCAUGUGAUUAAUGCCACCGAUGCAUCUAACUUUACUGUGUCCAAUUUCUUGCUUGGGGAUGAUUGGUUACCACAGACAGGAGUGAGUUAUACCAAUAAUUUGAUAUAGAAGAUAUAGUGGAUUGAUUACACAUUCACUUUCUUCUUUUACUUUGGGUAUUUUUUGUAUUAAAAAAAUAAGCUGACCAUUGCCAGUACUCUAAUCUACUAAUUAAUUAAUACCCUACCUCUACCUCCGCCAAAUGUUCAAAUUCCAAAGCAUCUUUCAUUGAAAAUUAUUGUGAUUUAGUUAUAAAGCAAAUUGAUAUUGUAUUGGUUUCUGCGCCCUUCACAA
Messenger RNA from Glycine soja, 1946 nucleotides. Its product is annotated as probable pectinesterase/pectinesterase inhibitor 41. Bases 51 to 1721 code for a protein of 556 amino acids. Gene Ontology annotation, biological process: cell wall modification. The transcript has 2 exons. The record is from RefSeq and is a predicted model, not a curated record. Lineage: Eukaryota; Viridiplantae; Streptophyta; Magnoliopsida; Fabales; Fabaceae. Gene Ontology annotation, molecular function: pectinesterase activity; pectinesterase inhibitor activity.